Molecule: messenger RNA, 5270 nt
Organism: Gorilla gorilla gorilla (western lowland gorilla)
Lineage: Eukaryota; Metazoa; Chordata; Mammalia; Primates; Hominidae
Gene: RGL1
Product: ral guanine nucleotide dissociation stimulator like 1
Exons: 20
Coding region: 617-3028 (803 amino acids)
Biological process (GO): Ras protein signal transduction
Cellular component (GO): plasma membrane
Molecular function (GO): guanyl-nucleotide exchange factor activity
Source: RefSeq, a predicted model, not a curated record
UGCGGUCCAGUCUAGGGGGUCUGAGAUUGGCGGGGAUGGGCAGCAGCGGCAGGUGGCCUUGGCUUUUGCUGCAGCCGUCAACGACCUACCAUCGGGGUCCUGCGUAAGGUCCGGCUGGCUAGGACUUGGCUGUGGGUGGGAUGGACUGGCUGCCGGACCGAGUGCCCUGCAGUUGGUAGGAGUAUGAGGCAGAGUGAUGCACACCCGGGCGCCCAGCAUCGUUCUAAUUGCCGAAGACAUUGCCUCAGACUGUGCGCUGCUAGAGGCUGCGUUCCUGAGCAGGAAGCCCGUUUCCUGGGGUUGGAACUACCCUUCUUGGCCAGCGGGAAGUCCCCAAGGACGGAGUCGAAAGGUCAAAUCUUAUCUGUCAGUGCUGUGUGACAGCAUCGCAACGGGAUCUGCAGAACCUGAACUCGACAUAAUUCCUUGAAGACAUUUCCAUGAAAACCAGCCUGUUGUUAACGAAUGAGCAAUAUCGUCUUGCAUUAUAAGCUGCUUGGGGGUGUGUGAUGAAUGUUAGACUUAUCCCUUUUUUGUGAAGAACUUACAGCCCACUAAGUCAAUAAAAAAGUUAAAAGGAAGAGAUCCGUAAUGCCACCUGCGUGCCUCUUUCAAGAUGGAGGUGAAACCUGUGGGAGAACCUACUCAAGAGGUGUCUAAAUUCAAACUUUCCACCAAGGUAGAAAGCACGGGACACUGGCUGGUGGAAGAUCAUGUUCGAAUAUGGGAAGUUUUAAAGACAGAGGAGAGCUCGAUUCAGGACUGGGGUGAAGAGGUAGAGGAAGGAGCUGUUUACCAUGUCACCCUCAAAAGAGUCCAGAUUCAACAGGCUGCCAAUAAAGGAGCAAGAUGGCUAGGGGUUGAAGGGGACCAGCUGCCUCCAGGACACACAGUCAGUCAAUAUGAAACCUGUAAGAUCAGGACCAUAAAAGCUGGCACCUUGGAGAAGCUUGUGGAGAACCUGCUGACAGCUUUUGGGGACAAUGACUUUACCUAUAUCAGCAUCUUUCUUUCAACGUACAGAGGCUUUGCCUCCACUAAAGAAGUGCUGGAACUACUGCUGGACAGGUAUGGAAACCUGACAAGCCCAAACUGUGAAGAAGAUGGAAGCCAAAGUUCAUCAGAGUCCAAAAUGGUGAUCAGGAAUGCAAUCGCUUCCAUACUAAGGGCCUGGCUUGACCAGUGUGCAGAAGACUUCCGAGAGCCCCCUCACUUCCCUUGCUUACAGAAACUGCUGGAUUAUCUCACACGGAUGAUGCCGGGCUCUGACCCAGAAAGAAGAGCACAAAAUCUUCUUGAGCAGUUUCAGAAGCAAGAAGUGGAAACUGACAAUGGGCUUCCCAACACGAUCUCCCUCAGCCUGGAAGAGGAAGAGGAACUGGAGGGUGGAGGGUCAGCAGAAUUCACGUGCUUCUCAGAAGAUCGCGUGGCAGAGCAGCUGACCUACAUGGAUGCACAACUCUUCAAGAAAGUAGUGCCUCACCACUGCCUGGGCUGCAUUUGGUCUCGAAGGGAUAAGAAGGAAAACAAACAUUUGGCUCCUACGAUCCGUGCCACCAUCUCUCAGUUUAAUACCCUCACCAAAUGUGUUGUCAGCACCAUCCUGGGGGGCAAAGAACUCAAAACUCAGCAGAGAGCCAAAAUCAUUGAGAAGUGGAUCAACAUCGCUCAUGAAUGUAGACUCCUGAAGAAUUUUUCCUCCUUGAGGGCCAUCGUUUCGGCACUGCAGUCUAAUUCCAUCUAUCGGUUAAAAAAGACUUGGGCUGCCGUCCCAAGGGACCGAAUGCUGAUGUUUGAAGAACUUUCAGAUAUCUUCUCAGACCAUAAUAACCAUUUGACCAGCCGAGAACUACUGAUGAAGGAAGGAACCUCAAAAUUUGCAAACCUGGACAGCAGUGUGAAAGAAAACCAGAAGCGUACCCAGAGGCGGCUGCAGCUCCAGAAGGACAUGGGUGUGAUGCAGGGAACUGUGCCCUACCUGGGCACCUUCCUGACUGACCUGACCAUGCUUGACACUGCCCUUCAGGACUACAUCGAGGGUGGACUGAUAAACUUUGAGAAAAGGAGAAGGGAAUUUGAAGUGAUUGCCCAGAUAAAGCUCUUACAGUCUGCCUGCAACAGCUAUUGCAUGACCCCAGACCAAAAGUUCAUCCAGUGGUUCCAGAGGCAGCAGCUCUUGACAGAGGAGGAGAGCUAUGCCCUGUCAUGUGAGAUUGAAGCAGCUGCUGACGCCAGCACCACCUCGCCCAAGCCUCGAAAGAGCAUGGUGAAGAGACUCAGCCUACUGUUUCUAGGGUCUGACAUGAUCACCAGUCCCACUCCCACCAAAGAGCAGCCCAAGUCCACUGCCAGCGGGAGCUCUGGUGAAAGCAUGGACUCUGUCAGCGUGUCAUCCUGCGAGUCGAACCACUCAGAGGCUGAGGAGGGCUCCAUUACUCCCAUGGACACCCCUGAUGAGCCUCAAAAAAAGCUCUCUGAGUCCUCCUCAUCCUGUUCUUCUAUCCAUUCAAUGGACACAAAUUCCUCAGGGAUGUCUUCCUUAAUCAACCCCCUCUCCUCCCCUCCGUCCUGCAACAACAACCCCAAAAUCCACAAGCGCUCUGUCUCGGUGACGUCCAUUACCUCGACUGUGCUGCCUCCUGUUUACAACCAACAGAAUGAAGACACCUGCAUCAUCCGCAUCAGUGUGGAAGACAACAACGGCAACAUGUACAAGAGCAUCAUGUUGACGAGCCAGGAUAAAACCCCCGCUGUGAUCCAGAGAGCCAUGCUGAAGCACAAUCUGGACUCAGACCCCGCCGAGGAGUACGAGCUGGUGCAGGUCAUCUCGGAGGACAAAGAACUUGUGAUUCCAGACUCAGCAAAUGUCUUUUAUGCCAUGAACAGCCAAGUGAACUUUGACUUCAUUUUGCGCAAAAAGAACUCCGUGGAGGAACAAGUGAAACUGCGUAGCCGGACCAGCUUGACAUUGCCCAGGACAGCUAAACGGGGCUGCUGGAGUAACAGACACAGCAAAAUCACCCUCUGAAGGGAGGGACCAGUGGCCCCUUGUUUGCCAAAGGCAGAGUGGGGCUGAGAAACAGGCUGCGGUGAUUGCAAUUACCAUCCGGUGUUCGAGGAUCAUUGGUGAAGUCAGCAGAUAUUUAUUGAGUUCCUGUGGUGUGCAAAGCAUUAUGAUAGGCAUCGUGGGGAAACUGGAAAUGAAUUUGACAUGAAAAGGAUGAACGAUUCACUGAUUCUCUUUGACUUAUUUGAGACUAAAAUGCAGAAUUACCAACAUUUAAAACAUAUAUAUGCACAUGUAUUUGGUAUGCAUGUGUAUAUAUAUAAAAAUAUAUAAGAGGGACUUUAUGGGAUAGUAUGGACUAUGGAAAAACAAAUUUGCACAAUGGCCUGGGAAGUUGAGGUCACUUUUUACAGGGAAAUAGAAGAAACUGAGACCCUAGUCUCGUAUAUUCUGAGUAAAUGGAAUCAGUCCUGGGAAUAGAGAGUGUCCUUUGUGCCAGUAUUACAAGAAGCCCAAACUUUAUUUUUAUAAAGGGAGAGGAUGACUUUCUCAAUCAAGUGCCACCAGAUAAAAACAACUGCAGAGGCUGGAACUGCCACAGGCUGUAUGAAAGGCCACUUUGGAAAGGGUUUGGAUGAGCUGGUGGCCUUCAACCUCUGCCUGCAUCUGCCACUUUCUGCUACCCUAGGGAGGCCAGGAGGAGCUUCGGAGGACCAUCGCCCCACUGGUCUAGCCAUCAUGACACCUCUGGAGGUGUCAAGCUCCUGAAACAAGCUCAUUUCAGUUUCUGGCAACCCCGUGUAUUUCCGUUUUCCCCCUAAAGAACAUAUCAUAAUCAUUGCACAAAUAACCAUGUUCUUUGGUAAUGAAGCCAGAAAAGAAAGCGCAAAAGAAUGGUGACUCAUUUGGACUCUUAUCUGUCUUGGAAUGUCACUGCUUCAUUGCCUUCUCUGAUUGCCUUUUGCAUGUAAAACUAUGUGUCUGGAGUCUUUUGCCAUCUGGAUCUUAGUACCUCUUUAUUAUGUGCAAUUUCUUCCUCAGGUGUGGAAAUUUCUACUGCAAUUGACUACGUUUGAUUAUUUUGAGCUUGUGAAAGAUUUCUGAACAGUGAUUGUCCCGUUAAUAGCCCCUCAGAAGAUGUUCCCUGCUGAUAACAGCAUCCUAUUUUACUUACUAACUUUUAUAGCAUUACUGUGCCUAGUCAUGGGGAAAGAGAUGGGGCUGUAUAGAUUAUCUGAAUCAUUUGUCUAAGAGGCACAUUCUUCCAGAUGGAAUCAAUAACUUUUUUUUUUCAGGUUCCCAUGCUUGCUAUCACAGUAUCAUUGUUAAGUGACACUUUUGUCUCUUAUAACACCAUCACACUCUUCCUUCCAAGUCUGAGCUGUGCUGGGGUUUGAACUAAAAGCCAUAUGUGGAAUAUUGACAUGUGUAAGAAGCACUUUCAGAAUGUUGUCCUUUUUAAGAAAUGAUUCUCAAAAUACCAGUUUUUAUUCCAAAAAUAAAGAGAACAAACCCGGAAUAUGAAGUGCAGAUUGUGACAUGGAGCUAUUUUUUUUCCUAAUCCCAUAAUACAGCUCCUAAAAGUUGUGUGGGAUUUGCGUUGUGUAAAUAGCCAUGUGAAUUCCACAAGAAGCACCAGGGAAAGUUUAGAGAUUUGCGGCAAUGGACCGAAGAACGGGCCAGGAAGUCCUCCGAUUUCCUUUGGUCUUUCCAGGAGAUUGGACUACACAUUGUAAAGACUGACUGGGUUUCAACUAGUCAAAAAGCACUUUCUUCUGUUUUCAAUCCCUGUUCGAUUUGUGCUUCUGUGCUUGUAGGAGAGAUGGCCAGGGUGGCAGCCCUCAUGCAGGUUGAAGUAUAUGUAGCCUCAGCCUGAUAUUCUUGGUGCAAAGGUAAAAAAAAAAAAUAAUAAAACCAUUGGCCUGGUUGAGGGUGUGACCACCAAGACAUAUAUGUUGUGCCCCUGUGUUCAUCCUGUGUAUUUAUACUGUAUAUGUAGAGUCUAGAUUUAUAUAAUGCAAUGUAAAAUAUAUAUAUAUUUACCUUUUUUAAAGACAAUGGAAAUUCCAAGUAGCUAAAACUUAGCUUCAUUUAUUUAAUGCCACUUUAAAUGUCUUAAAUUUGUUUCCUGGUGGACAGCCGGGUAAUGCUUUUAGCUGCUCGCAUGCUUGUCUUUCUGCAUCUCCAUCAUCUGUUUACCUUUUGGUUAAACUAAUAAACUAGUUUGGGACUUGGCUGGCAUGUGCUGCCAGACCCAAAGGGA